AUGGCAUCCGUCCCUCGGGCUUCACUGGCUGACCUCGAUAUUCCGCCGUACCUUUACAAGCCAUUAGCUGAAGAGGACGCUGUCGAAGGCAAAUUUGAGAUAAAUCUUGUCAACAUUCUCCCUGGCCCAAAAGGUGCGCCACUGAUAUGCGAAAUAACUACCGCCCAGCUCCUGAAUACCUUUGACCUCAUCGUGGGCAAGCCAGACUACGAAGCACUGUCAUAUGUGUGGGGUACCGGUGGUCUCUCGCACGAAAUUCUGAGGCUUCGUUUUGAGGACCGGAACCGUUGCAUGUGGAUCGAUCAGAUUUGUAUCAAUCUUGCAGACCCUCUAGAGCGUGGUCAGCAGGUGAGCUUGAUGGGGGUUAUUUAUUGGUAUGCACAGCGCGUGAUCAUCGAUCUUGGCGAGGCAGCAGAGCAAAGUGAUGAAGCAUUUGAUUAUGCUGCUACGCUACAUGAUGCCGCCAGUCUUGAAAGCUACUAUUACACGAAGGAGAGUCAGCUGUUCUAG
Molecule: messenger RNA, 510 nt
Organism: Endocarpon pusillum Z07020
Lineage: Eukaryota; Fungi; Ascomycota; Eurotiomycetes; Verrucariales; Verrucariaceae
Exons: 2
Coding region: 1-510 (169 amino acids)
Source: RefSeq, a predicted model, not a curated record